Suillus subaureus is the source of this 1020-nucleotide messenger RNA. RefSeq lists its product as uncharacterized. The transcript has 3 exons. NCBI's taxonomy places the organism in Eukaryota, Fungi, Basidiomycota, Agaricomycetes, Boletales, Suillaceae. The coding region runs from base 56 to 754 and encodes 232 amino acids. The record is from RefSeq and is a predicted model, not a curated record.
UUGAAUCAAGCCCCCCCGCCAGCUACAACCACCAAUACCGAUAUCCUCGAUUAUUAUGCAAAUGCGCCCCAACUUCUUUUCCCAACCCCCUCGGAACUUCUUACAGACCUUUCAACGCCGUCUGCUCCAAUCUCCGCAACUCUCUCCUCGUCAUUGUCUCACCCGACACAGCGCGAGCAGUCUCAAAGCAGUGAACGUAGGCAAUCAGGCUCCUGCCUCCGCUGCACCUAACACAAGUAAGACAGAGAGUCAACGCAAGGCCCGGCAACGUGCCGUUGCUGAAGAGAUAGGUUUUAUUCCUACCGAUCCAGAUACUAUUUCGUCACACGAGAAAAAACGCCACUAUCUAGAAUGUCUCGAGCAUUAUGUUCUGUAUUUACACGAGCAGCUGCGUCUCGUCAACACAGCUCCGCUUGACCUCGAGCGCGUUUCUACCUACCGGGGUCUGAGCUCUCGCAGCAUCAGAACGUUGCUCGUGCACAUGCAGAACACAAACCGCCGUCUUCAUGAAAAUACGCUGGAAGAAGAGCAGGUGUUUUUGAAUCUCUCCACCGAAGUAAUGGCGGCGCACGGAGCAGGCUUUCCCAUGCGACGACAUUCGGUUGAUGUCAUCGACCAUACAGCUAUCAGCUACCCAUCUGACUCCGCAAAUAUCGGUGCUACUACUACUGGUACCAGAGAUGGUGAUCGUGUAUUUUUGGGAACCGGCAUAUCGUUGAGCGGUGUUGACCAACGUCAGCUCACCUCAGAGUAAUACAGAUAACAGAUUGCCGUUCAGCCUUCUCCAUAGCAUAUUUUUCCGGUCAAGUUCCCACCUCAUAAAAUCCCCCCUGCUCUUGCGAGACUUCCCUCGCAUUGAUUUCUUUUGUAUUUCCUUAACCGCAUCGUUCACUUAUGAUUCAGCAGUUACAGUUUUUUUUCUGGUUCCUUCGACAGUUUCCAUGUGGCUGUUUACUAGGAGACCCUCAGAUGUAUUUAGAUAUGAACUUUGCGGGCAACCCCACCCGUCGAGGAAAUCUG